AUGCUCCUCCCGCUCGCCCUCAGCCUUGCCGCCACGGCGCUGGCCAAGACGGUGACGGUCGACUGGGAAAUCAACUGGGUCAACGCCGCUCCCGAUGGCUACUCGCGCCCCGUCAUCGCCGUCAACGGCCAGUGGCCGCCCCCGGUCCUGGAGGCCAAUGUCAACGACACCAUCGUCGCCACCGUCACCAACUCGCUCGGCAACGAGACGACGUCGGUCCACUGGCACGGCAUGUGGCAGCGCGGCACCCCCGAGAUGGACGGCGGCUCCGGCAUCACCCAGUGCGCCAUCCCGCCCGGCGAGACGUUCAAGUACGAGUUCACCGCCUACCCGGCCGGCACCUUCUGGUACCACUCGCACGACAUGGGCCAGUACCCGGACGGCCUGCGCGCCCCCAUGAUCGUCUACGACCCGGACUCGGACACCCAGCCCGACCCGGACGACCAGGUCGUGCUGACCGUCUCCGACUGGUACCGCGACCAGAUGCCCGGCCUGAUCCACUCCUAUCUGACCACCCCCAACUUCGACGGCCGCAUGCCCAACCCCAACUCGAGCCUGGUCGACAACCAGCAGUCGACCACCAUCAACAUCAAGCCCGGCGAGCGCAAGUACGUGCGCCUGAUCAACAUGUCCGCCCUCGCCACCUACUAUCUGCAGUUCGACUCGCACAACGUCACCGUCGUUGCGAUCGACAGCGUUGACGUCGAGCCGCAGAGCUGGGAGGCCAUUGAGAUCGUGCCCGGCCAGCGCUACGACUUUUUCAUCGACGGGCUGGAGGACCCGGACCGCAACUACGCAUUCAUCAACCAGAUGGCGGUGCUGGGCCUGCAGAACCUCAACCAGCUCGUGUACGACGACGACUUCGGCACCCCGCCACCGUUCACCCUGUCGACCGCCAGCCUCGGCUCCGACUUCAACCUGGUGCCCGUCGACGAGGAGCCGCUCCUCAGCCCCGUCGACCACACCAUCACCAUGGAGGUCAACAACCUCAACAUCGACGGCGUCGGCUACCGCAUCACCCAAGGCCCGGACCCGUACAUCUCGCCGCGCACCCCCUCCCUCUACACGGCCCUCACCACCGGCUUCAACGCCACGGACCCGGCCAUCUACGGCCAGACCAACGCCUUUGUCGUCUCGGCCGGCGACGUGGUGCAGCUCGUCGUCAACAGCAACGACCUCGUCACCACCAACAACUCGGGCCGCGGCCACCCCAUGCAUCUGCACGGCCACGUCUUCCAGGUCGCCGGCCAGCUCGCCGACCACUGGGACGGCGACGACUCGAGCUUCCCCGCCGUGCCCAUGAAGCGCGACACCACCGUGCUGUUUGCGGGGGGCAGCUUGGUCGUGCGCUUCCGCGCGGACAACCCGGGCGUGUGGAUGUUCCACUGCCACAUCGAAUGGCACCUCGACGCGGGCAUGGCGUCCACCAUCGUCGAAGCCCCGCUCGACCUGCAGCGCGAGGACAUUGUCGUUCCGCAGAACCACCUGGAUUCGUGCCGCGCCAUGAACCUGUCGACCUCGGGCAACUGCGCCGGGAACACGGUCAACUUGGCCGACACGGCGAGUUGCCAUGAGUAUGAUACCGAUCCGUGGGGUGCGCUUAUUACUGGUCCUGGUACGCCUGGAAACGGCACGAACUCGACCAUUACGUGCUAUGGCGCCGCUUGUUAG
Molecule: messenger RNA, 1671 nt
Organism: Diplodia corticola
Lineage: Eukaryota; Fungi; Ascomycota; Dothideomycetes; Botryosphaeriales; Botryosphaeriaceae
Product: multicopper oxidase
Exons: 6
Coding region: 1-1671 (556 amino acids)
Biological process (GO): reductive iron assimilation; cellular response to iron ion starvation
Cellular component (GO): high-affinity iron permease complex
Molecular function (GO): ferroxidase activity; copper ion binding
Source: RefSeq, a predicted model, not a curated record